UUGUCAUACUUAUGUCACUCGGAGUCUUCACAAGCAAGCGCAAUGUUUUUGUAGUUUAUUUUACUCUAAAUAACCUCUUAAAACUGAUAAAGCUGACAUAAAUAAGUAGUUUUACUUAGUUAAUAAGUAUUGGUGUUAAAUAAGUGUACUUAAGAUGGCAGAAGAAGAUGAUAACUUGCAUCGUUUGGAGGGAACAUCGGGCGAUGCUCCGGGCGGUCUUAUUUUAAAAAAGAAGGAAGCCCCUGCUGAAUUUCAGUUUGCAAAGCCUUCGUUAUUGGGUCUGGAUAAGCUGGCUGCUGCGAAGCGUAAACAGAACCGUCUGAUAUCAUUCCAAGAUGACAAUAAUGAUGAUGAUGCUGAUAGCAACAAGGGGGAAGCUAGUACCUCUAAGGAACGUAAAUAUAGGAAGCAUAACGAAGAAACGCCGACGUACACUGGUGGUAUAUCAGAACAAGCGCGGGAACGGAUGCUGGAGCGAUUACAAAGAAGGGAAAAGGAAGCAAAAGAAAAAGGUGUUCACAAUUCAACACAAGAAGAAAAGAAAACAAGAUCGAAAGAUGACGAAGAUGAUCGUUAUUACCGCCACCGUUACGACAGGAGGGAUCGUGAUAGAGACAGGAGAAGGGAUGAUAGGAGAGACGACAGGAGAGAGAGGGACAAAGAUAGAGAUAGAAGGAAAGAUAGAGACUCGGAUAGAAGAGAUCGUGAUUCUGACAGGAGAGGGGAUAGCUCUAGAAGAAGUUACUAUGAACCCAGGUUUAAGGAUGAACCUAGGACUCCUAAUUUGAAAGUACUAAAACCAACUGACAAGACACCAUGGGACGAUGAUGACGAUGAUCCGAAGGCACCGCUCCGUAAGUCCAGCUGGGACUUCCCGACGCCGCUUACUCGGGAGUAUGGGGCUGACCGGUCUCAACGCAGUGACAGAAGUGGAAAGCCGAUGAGAGACUAUAAGGGAAGACCAUAUGAUAACACUCCUAGACCCUCGCCACACAAAUUUGCUAGUUCGAGACGUGCAGUCGAUAUAGAGGAUCCAGAUUGGGAGGAAGCCGAAAAGAAAUUGGAUCGAGCCUGGUACAAUAUGGGUGAAGGCGAAGCCGAUGAAUCCGAUCCUUUUGCCGGCACGUCUGCUGAAUACGUAGCUCGCAAAGAGGAACAAAUUGAGAAACGGCGCAACCGUAAAGUGUCCGCCCAACGACAGCAGAUAGACAAAGACAACGAGCUGUGGGAGCGAAACAGAAUGCUGACCAGCGGUGUCGUGCAUGCUAUUAAUGUUAACAAUGAUUUGGAUGAGGAGAAUGUUGACCGCGUACAUCUGUUGGUCCACAACAUUGUGCCGCCAUUCCUUGAUGGACGUAUCGUGUUCACCAAGCAACCGGAACCCGUCAUACCUGUAAAAGACCCUACAUCAGAUAUGGCGAUGAACGCUCGCAAGGGCUCUGCACUUGUCAAGGCGUUUAGAGAGCAGAAAGAACGCAGGAAGGCGCAGAAGAAACACUGGAAACUAGAAGGAACUAAAAUUGGUAACAUUAUGGGUAUACAGAAAAAGGAAGAAGAAAUGGAAGAUGGACCAACUAAGGAUGCUUACAAAUACGCUGAGCACUUGGACAACGAACCAAAAGAAGUGGAAUCGAAGUCGGACUUCGUGAAGAAGCUGACGAUAGCUGAACAAAGACGCUACCUGCCAGUGUUUGCUGUCAGGGAGGAACUGUUACAGGUUAUACGAGAGAACAGCGUCGUCAUUAUUGUUGGCGAGACGGGCAGCGGUAAGACAACGCAGCUGACUCAGUACCUGCACGAGGAGGGCUUCAGCCGCCUCGGGAUGAUCGGCUGCACGCAGCCAAGGAGAGUGGCCGCCAUGUCCGUCGCCAAGAGGGUGUCCGAUGAAAUGAAUACUAAGCUGGGAGACGAGGUGGGCUACGCGAUCCGCUUCGAGGACUGCACGUCGGCCAGCACGGUCAUCAAGUACAUGACGGACGGCAUCCUGCUGCGCGAGGGGCUGCGCGAGCCCGACCUCGACAACUACUGCGCCGUCAUCAUGGACGAGGCGCACGAGCGCUCGCUCUCCACAGACAUGCUGUUCGGCCUGCUCAGGGAGGUGGUGGCCCGUCGCUCCGAUUUGAAGCUGAUCGUGACGUCAGCCACCAUGGACUCCACGAAGUUCUCUACGUUCUUCGGCAACGUGCCCACGUUCACUAUACCAGGACGGACCUUCCCCGUCGAGACUUUCUUCGCGAAAAAUGUCUGUGAGGACUACGUAGAUGGCGCUGUUAAACAGGCUCUGCAGAUUCACCUGCAGCCUGAUGAGGGAGACAUCCUGAUCUUCAUGCCGGGUCAAGAGGACAUUGAGGUUACUUGCGAGGUGCUAACAGAACGUCUAGCUGACCUGGACAGCGCUCCACCGCUGACAGUUCUUCCGAUAUACUCUCAGCUGCCCGCCGACCUGCAAGCCAAGAUCUUCCAGCGCGCGCCACCCGGCCAGAGGAAAUGCAUUGUCGCUACUAAUAUUGCAGAAACCUCACUGACUGUGGACGGCAUCAUGUACGUGAUUGACAGCGGCUACUGCAAACUGAAGGUGUACAAUCCUAGGAUCGGUAUGGACGCUCUGCAGAUCUACCCAGUAAGCCAGGCUAACGCCAGGCAGCGAGCUGGCCGAGCUGGGCGCACAGGCCCUGGCAAGGCCUUCUGCCUCUACACCCAGCGGCAAUACCAACACGAGUUGCUGUCCUCAACAGUGCCAGAGAUACAGCGCACCAACCUCGCUAACACCGUGCUGCUGUUGAAGUCUCUUGGCGUUGAGGAUCUAUUAGCUUUCCACUUCAUGGACCCGCCUCCGCAGGACACGAUCCUGAACUCGAUGUACCAGCUAUGGAUCCUGGGCGCUCUUGAUGGCACCGGCGCGCUGACGGCGCUGGGCCGGCAGAUGGCGGAGUUCCCGCUCGACCCGCCGCAGUGCCACAUGCUCAUCGUGUCCGCAGAGAUGGGCUGCAGCGCUGAAGUGCUCAUUAUAGUAUCCAUGCUGUCAGUGCCAUCAGUGUUCUACCGACCUCAAGGCCGGGAGGAAGAGGCGGACUCUGUGAAGGAGAAGUUCCAAGUUCCGGAGUCUGACCACCUCACACUGCUGCAUCUGUAUAACCAGUGGAAGGCUAACAACUACUCGGGUCAAUGGUGCACUGAACACUUCGUCCACGGUAAGGCGAUGCGGAAAGUGCGCGAGGUUCGGCAGCAGCUGAAGGACAUCCUGCAGCAGCAGCGGCUGCCGCUCGUGUCCUGCGGGACCGACUGGGACACCGUCAGGAAGUGUAUCUGUUCAGCGUACUUCCAGCAAGCCGCCCGCCUGAAGGGUAUCGGCGAGUACGUGAACUGCCGCACAGGCAUGCCCUGCCACCUGCACCCGACGUCCGCGCUGUUCGGGCUCGGGAACUCUCCCGACUACGUCGUGUACCACGAGCUCAUGAUGACCACCAAGGAGUACAUGCACUGCGUGACCGCGGUCGACGGCAGGUGGCUGGCUGAACUGGGACCCAUGUUCUUCAGUGUCAAGGAGACUGGCAAAUCAAACCGCGACAAACGCAAAGAAGCAGCAGUCCACCUUCAGCGGAUGGAAGAGGAGAUGAAAGAAGCUGAACAGAAGAUGGCAGAAGAAAGGAAGAAGCGAGAAGAAGACGUCCCUGUAAAGCAGGAGAUCGCGACGCCCGGUCUCAACACGCCGCGCCGGACGCCGCACAGGCUCGGCCUGUGAUCUUAUUAUUAUAUCCCUUUUUUUGAUCAAUAAAGAAUUUUCAUCAGG
Molecule: messenger RNA, 3790 nt
Organism: Trichoplusia ni (cabbage looper)
Lineage: Eukaryota; Metazoa; Arthropoda; Insecta; Lepidoptera; Noctuidae
Product: pre-mRNA-splicing factor ATP-dependent RNA helicase PRP16
Exons: 21
Coding region: 155-3742 (1195 amino acids)
Biological process (GO): mRNA splicing, via spliceosome
Cellular component (GO): intracellular anatomical structure; spliceosomal complex
Molecular function (GO): ATP binding; RNA binding
Source: RefSeq, a predicted model, not a curated record